Molecule: messenger RNA, 2311 nt
Organism: Oncorhynchus mykiss (rainbow trout)
Lineage: Eukaryota; Metazoa; Chordata; Actinopteri; Salmoniformes; Salmonidae
Molecular function (GO): serine-type endopeptidase inhibitor activity
Source: RefSeq, a predicted model, not a curated record
UGAGACCAGGUUGAGGAAUCACGUUGACUCUAUGCACAACAUUUAUAUAUGCAACAUUCGAAAACGUUUGGUGACUAAACGUGGCCCUGUUCAUUAUUCCGUGGGCGGGGAAAAGAGCACCUCGGCUACGGUGUAUUCAAGACAAAGGGAAGUCGCUUCAACAGGGAAGUAGUUUAACUUACUUCUUAUAGCCUAAGAGAAAUUGCUACUUCGAUCAAGAAAAGCUUAUUUGGAAGACGAUUAUUUACCUGGACGAAGGCUUUCACGGAAGAAAAAACAAACAAACAAUGAAACAGGUGUGGAGCUAUGGUGUACUGUUCCUACUGCUCGCGGUACUGGUCCGCGGUCAGUUCGACGAAGCGAAACAAGGAUGCGCUUGGGAUGAGGACACCAACCCCGACCAAGGUCUUGACCCAAAAUCCCUUGAAGCUGGAGCCAGACAUUUGGCUCCCUUGCCGGAGAUAUCAGACAGCAAGGGGUGUCAGGACGCGUGCUGCGGCAACCAGGACUGUCAGCUCGCUUUGAUUGGAACCCCAGCGGAUGGAACACCGGAGUGUUUUCUCGUCAGCUGCAUGAAAGAUGGAAAGGACGUCUGCGUGUUACAGUCCGAUACACAGUUCAAGGUCUACCGCAAAAAGACUCAGCCCAAGACAACAAAAGUCGAAGUUGACGCUCUUAGUGAAGCUGUUGUCCCCAGGGAAGUCAACUCAACAGCUGCCAGUUCUGAGGAUCCUGCCAGUUCUAAGGAUCUCCUUCCCAAGAUGACGUCAGAUGACUUUAUCGAGCUGUGCAAGGCCGGUCCAGAAACGGGGCCGUGCCGCGCCUCCCUCCGCCACUACUACUACGACAGCUCCACCGGCGCAUGCCAGCCCUUCACCUACGGCGGCUGCCUUGGCAACAAGAACAACUAUGAUACCGCCGAGAGGUGCCUCGCCACCUGCACAGUGACCGUCAUCCCUGGCUCUAAGGGAAGGAAAGGGUCUGGUGCAAACAAACCUACAGAUGACAAGCGCAUUGAAUAUAAAGAUGCUUGCAUGGUGGCCUCGGACUCGGGCCCUUGCCGUGCUGCCUUCACUAUGUUCUACUUUGACCACAGCACUAGCUCCUGCCAGCAUUUCAUCUACGGUGGCUGCAAAGGAAACAACAACCGUUACCUCACACUGGACGAAUGCAUGGCCCGGUGCACUGGAGAGGACGGCGAGCAUGGGCAACACAAUGGCCGUAACCGCAUGACACCAGCAUUCUUCCUGGUGGCUACCUUGGCAGCGAUUUCAGCCCUGAUCCUGGUGGGUCUGAUCCUCAUCACCAUCCGGCGCACCAGGCUGCAGCAUGACCACCGCCGGCUCAGCGACAAGGAGGACCUGCUCCCCUACGAGCAGCUGUCUGAGGAACAGCUGUCUGAGGAACAGCUGCCUGAGGAAGAGCUCCCCAAAGUGGCCACCGCACCAUAAGGAGGGAGCCCCCCCCCUCGCCAUGGAGACACUCACCUUACUCCACUGUAACUUUCCAUUCUAAAUAUCACUGACCCAGAAUGCCUGCAUCUGCUGAUUUGUCAAGGGAUUCAUAUACAAUGGGAAAGUGUUAAUUGUGGCUUUUUGUCCGAUUAGCCACUACUAAUUACUUAGAUAUAUUGAACACCCCUCUCGGGUGUUUAGGCCAGGGUGUGACGUUUUAGUGAGUUUUAGACUGUGCGUGACAUUUUCAGAUCGUAGUGAAUUUCUGCUGCUGUCAUUUUUACUUUUGUUUAUUUAAAAGGCUGAAAUUUUGACGGGCAGUCUCCCGGUCACAGAUUAAGCCUAAUCCUGGAGUAAAAAACAACCUCAAUGGAGAAUCUCCAUUUAAAAUGCUUUUUAGUCCAGGAUUAGGCACGUCAAUGUGUGUCCAGGGAACCUCACCUGAAUGUGGUUUUAAAACCCUUUGUGACCUUUGCUUUAGUUAAUGAACGAACUGCUAUACUAUGCACUCUUUUACCUGUGAGAAGUUAUUUUGUACGCCGAUAUUCAGUGGCAAAAUUGCCUUUUUAAAUCAAAAUAUAAUAAAGUAAAUUUUAAUGAAUGAAUACAUAUGUAAUGCAACAUGUUUUACUUACAAUUUUAAAUCUUAAACGUGUCAUGGAUGACAUAUUCUUCACGACUUACACUAAUACCAAACACUUAUCUCCUCCAUAUUGAAUGUAAAUAUUCAGUGGCUUUAUUGUGGGCUUUGCUGUUCUACUUGUAAUUCAGCAGAGGGAUGGACGAUGUCAACAGUGUAUUAACUCUGUAUUAACUACUGAAUGCAUUUAAUAAAUAAAAUAUACUGGUACGUUUUU